This is a messenger RNA of Metarhizium album ARSEF 1941, 933 nucleotides long. RefSeq lists its product as uncharacterized. The transcript has 2 exons. Bases 1 to 933 code for a protein of 310 amino acids. The record is from RefSeq and is a predicted model, not a curated record. NCBI's taxonomy places the organism in Eukaryota, Fungi, Ascomycota, Sordariomycetes, Hypocreales, Clavicipitaceae.
AUGGCAACCACGACGGCUGUCGAGAAAGCCGGUCCGCUGAGCGUCCCGAGACACGGCGGCGGCACCGACUCGUCGCCGUCGACGCCGGCCGACUCGAUCCCCGCCGUCGCUCCGCCGUGGCAGCUCACGGGCGACGUGUACCUGUUCUCGUGGUGGUCGGCGGCGUCGACGCUGCCGGCGCACGCCUACUCGCCGCUGGAGGCCGGGUCCAAGUUUGCGGCGGCUGCGUCCGGGCAGGCGGUGGGCGGGCUGGGUAUGAUCCAGAUCCUGCGCUAUCGCGACUCGCCCGUCGGUCCGUACGACGAGAUGCUGCUUGUGCCGGGCUCCUUCGACUGGUCCCGAGAGGCUUCGGCUGGCCGGCCGGCCGAGGUGGGGCGCAACCCGCGCAUCUCGCGCAUCUACGUGUCGCAGAAGCACUCGUGCUACAACGGACGGAGGAACUGGAACAUCCCCAAGCACCUCGCGCGCUUCGACUGGCGCUUCGGCCCCAACGGCCGCGUCACCGUCAAGGUCUUCCCGCACGACACCCACGGCGACGCCUCCGAGGCGACGCCCGACGCCGUGCCCUUCUUCCAGGCCACCUACUCGCCGCUCCGCCUCGCUCCCGCCUUCCCCUUCGCCACCGGCUGGCUCAGGUACCUCGGCCUCGACACCAAGGUGGUCAUGCCGCCGCUGCCCCGCGGCCCCGGCGCCCACGGCGAGCUCCCGGGCACCAACUCGUGGUGCUCCUUCCUGCCCGACCAGUACAGCCGCCGCGCCCGCCUCGGCUGGUUCGACAUUGCCCAGCGCCCCGGCCCCGGCGGCCCCGGCGGCCCCCUCGACAACUUCUGGCCCGGCCUGCGCCGCUGGCAGCUCGGCCUCAAGAUGGAGAACGCCGCCCUGCGCUUCGACGAGCCCGUCGACGUGUGGCCCGCGCAGAGGGCCAAUCUGUAG